This is a messenger RNA of Limanda limanda (common dab), 3505 nucleotides long. Its product is annotated as long-chain fatty acid transport protein 2. Bases 29 to 1888 code for a protein of 619 amino acids. Lineage: Eukaryota; Metazoa; Chordata; Actinopteri; Pleuronectiformes; Pleuronectidae. Gene Ontology annotation, molecular function: long-chain fatty acid-CoA ligase activity; long-chain fatty acid transmembrane transporter activity. The transcript is spliced from 10 exons. The record is from RefSeq and is a predicted model, not a curated record.
AGCAGCGGACCAGUGUGGAAGUGGGAUCAUGAUGGUGAGCGUGGUGCUGGGCAGCCUCCUGGCAGCGCUGCUGGCUCUACUUUUCUACCAGAGGCUGACUUAUCCCUUCUUCUGGGAGGAUUUGAUUUACUACCUUAAACUUCGGAGCUACCGAAAGACGUCGCAGGCUCGCAUGCAGCAGGGGAUCAUCACGUACCUCGACUGUUUCCUCUAUCAGGCGAGAAGGAAGCCGAACAAACCCUUCAUUAUCUUCGAGGAGCAGAGCCUCACAUACCGGGACGUGGACAUCAGGAGUAACCGCUUUGCCAACGCGCUGCGGACGGAGAUCGGUGUGAAGAAAGGAGACAUUGUGGCUCAGUUGAUGUGCAACGAACCGGACUUUGUGUGCGUGUGGUUGGGAUUAUGCAAACUGGGCUGUGAAGUCGCUUUUCUCAACGUCAACAUUAAAGCCAAGUCUCUGCUCCACUGCCUACAAAGCUGCGGGGCGAAGACGCUCGUUGUCGGGGCAGAUUUGGUGCAUUUGGUGGAGGAGGUGCUACCUGAUUUGAAGAAGGACAACAUGGCUGUGUGGGUGGUAGAUCACACAUCACCAUCCAAGGAUGUUAACAGUUUAUUGGAUAAGGUUGAACACAUGUCUGGAGAAACCUUAAGUGACCUUCCUAAAGUUGACAUCAUGUCAAACUUCCUCUUCAUUUUUACUUCGGGCACUACAGGUCUCUCGAAGGCAGCCCGCAUAGGACACCUGAAAGCCAUAGUGAGUAUGGCCUUCUUUGCAGUGUGUGGAGCCACAUCUGAUGACAUCAUCUACAUCACUCUUCCUCUUUACCACAUGUCUGCUUCCCUGUUGGGAGUUGGAGGAUGCAUAAGCCUUGGUGCAACUUGUGUGUUAAAAAAAAAGUUUUCUGCCAGUCAGUUUUGGAAGGACUGUGUGAAACACAAUGUGACUGUGGUGCAGUACAUUGGAGAGCUCUGUCGAUACCUGGUCAAUCAUCCUGUGAUUCCAGAGGAGAGAGCUCACAGGGUCCGGCUGGCAGCAGGAAGUGGUCUCAGAUCAGAUGUUUGGAAGAAGUUUACCAAGCGCUUUAAAAGAAUAAAGAUCAGAGAGGGUUAUGGCCUGACUGAGGCCAGCAUCGGAUUCCUCAACUACACAGAUGAGGUCGGACCGAUUGGGAGGGCAAGCUAUUUCAACAAGCUUUCUAUGCCAUUUGAGCUCCUUCGAUAUGAUCCCCAAUCAUACGAGCCAGUCAGAUCAGACACUGGAAUAUGCAUACGAGCACAAAAAGGAGAGGCAGGGAUCCUGGUAGCCCCUCUGACAGCUAUGAACCAGUUUCUGGGCUAUGCUGGAAACAAGGUCCAAUCAGAGAAGAAGCUGCUCAGGAAUGUGUUUAAAGCUGGCGACGUCUAUUUCAACACUGGAGACCUACUGCUCCAUGAUCACAGGGACUUUCUGUACUUCCAUGACCGCAUCGGAGACACAUUCAGGUGGAAAGGAGAGAACGUGUCCACCACCGAGGUGGCAGAAGUUUUAGGUCUAGUUGAUUUUAUCAAGGAGGCCAAUGUGUAUGGAGUCACUGUACCAGGAUACGAAGGUCGUGCAGGUAUGGCGGCUGUUGUCCUAAAACAUGAACACAAAUUAAAUGGAGCAGAACUCUACCAGUGUUUAGUCCAAGCACUACCUCGAUAUGCCUGGCCAUGGUUUCUCAGAAUACAGACCUCUCUGGAUGUGACUGAGACGUUCAAACAGCAGAAGACAAAGCUGGUCCAGGACGGCUUUAAUCCUGAUAUCACCGAGGACCCUGUGUAUUUCUUAGAUGUCUCUCAGAAGGACUAUAUUCUCCUGACUGCAUCCACGCAUCAAGAUAUUGUGUCAGGAAAGAUAAUUUUAUAAACAUUUUAAGACAAUUUACUUAAAGAGUACUGAUCACCUGGGUCACGGCCACAUUUCAAUUGGUCUCUGCUUUGAACCCUUAUUAAUGAUGAGGGCCAAAAUGAGUCCUUUCCAGUAUUUUGCAAUUGCAAAUAAUAUAUGAGGACCCCUUCUCAUGUGAACAAUUUGGGGGGCAAAUCAUCCAACGAUUUGAAAUAAUUUUUCAGAGUUUUCUAGUAUUUAGAAAUCAUUAUUGAAUCAUCAACCACAGUAGCCUUAACAGAUGAAAUUGAUCAGUAUUUCAAUGGAAAAUACUUUUAUUAAUAAUUGCACAUUUUAUUCAUAUUGGCUACAGCCUUGUUGAACUCAACACAAAGAGAAGCAGGCCUUUCGUAUGUUGGAGCAUUUUCUAUUUCUAUUUCUGUUAUUUUGUAAGUAAGCCUCUCUGCGUUGUCUCUCUAUUUGAAUUGUUAACAAAGUUUCUCUGUCUUGAUAAAUGAAGUGUCAUAUCCACAUUUCCACAGUAAUAAUUCAGUCAGUAAAACAACAGUCAUGCCCUACUGUACUUUACUUUCUCUUUUUUACCGAAAUGCUGUUGUCAGUUACGUAUACUUAUACCUAUAUUGACUUACAAAAUGUGCAUGUUGAAAUGCUUACAAAAUUAAUAAUUUGUGUGUGUGUAAUACUAGUAGUAAGUUUCACUAAUGUAGUGUACGGUGCUAAAACAAGUCAUACAAGCAAAAUCAUCGGGAUUAGCUGAGAGAAAACAGUAUUUAGGUUCAAAUGAGAACCUCAGAGAAACAGUAGAAGUAUGACUGUUGUUAUACUGAUGGUGCUUUGCUGAAUUUAUCAUGAGCGCUAUUACACUCCCAUUCCCCCUCAGGGUAUAUAGAUUUUUAUUGUCGGUGCAGCCCUUAUUUAAUUAUUUGUGCUAAUAGCAUUUUCAAUUCCUGGGCUGAUUUCCCCUUUUCUUAGAAGAAUGGGAUUGAUAUAUUUGUACUUAUUUAGUAGAAAAUAGCAUCACAAUAUAUCAUACCUUAUCAUUACAAAAGAGUAAAUAUAACUAAUAAUAUGUGAAGUCUAAAGCCUUAAGUUUAGAAAUUAAUCAUUGAUAUCAAAUUCCCCAGAAUUGACCACUACUUUUAGCAAAUUGUAAAGGAAAAUAGAGUAGAAAGACUGAUAUCUCUAACUAGUGUCACCUGAAUCACUGUGUAAGUGUAAUAUUAUAUAUGAUUAGAUUACCCAUGUUUUUUACACAUUAUCACAACAUGUAAUUAAAACUAGGACAUACCGAUGGUGACAAGAUAAGUAGUAUUCAUUUUAAACAGCUAGAAAUAAUAAAUGGAGCAAGUUAUACAAACAGAUUGAACAGACAUUUUUGGUAUGUUUUCUUGCUUUCAGAUUUUUAAUGUAGUAUAGUUUAAAUAAACAAUUUAACUAUUUACCCUUGUAUUCACAUUGGUAACCAUGCACGUUACAGCUGUUUCCUACAGUAGAUUGUGAUUUACUGGACAUUUAACUUAAUUUGUAAAUCUUUUGACUCAUAUUCCACCAAAUGUGUCCUGUUAUUUACCUGCACAUGCAGUUCAUUGUUCAUGUAAAGAUGAUUUAGUGGAAUAAACUCGUGUUUCAUGGCAA